CAACCAUACAUUUAAAAAACUGCACGACCGUAAUGUGUUUAAAAUAUGGAGAAUAUAUAGGAGUAAUAAUUUAACAUUAGACGUAGCUGAUGGAAGAAAAGAAGCCCAACAUGGCAAAUAUCAAUUUCUGAGUGCAAUUGAUUGACACGGAAAGGAAUCAGAUUCCUUAGAGCACGAGUAGGGGUUGUUGGUGCCGUACAAGGUCUCUUGGAGUGGUCAAAAAGUUACAUAUCACUGUUCCUCUAAACAAAGUUAUGCAACUUUCUUCAAACCACUGCUAUUGGUGCCAUAAGAAGGAUCAAAAUUCUGAUCUUGUUAGCAUAGUUUUCAAUUGUGACCAAACAACUGAAACUUUUUUCUAUGGGACUCACACCGCUCAAACCACUUAUCCUCAAAGGUGGUGUUCCCUUGGCUGCAUCUUUGGCUGGUUUGAUCUAUGCAUGGAUCAUUGCAAAGAAAACCUGGUCUACCAAAGUUUCCUCUUUACCACAAAACGAGUGUGAUGAUUCUCCAAAAACCAAACAUGAAGAAAGUUUUAACAACCUUUCUUUUGUGGAAGAUGAAGAUUCAUCUAGCAGUGUUCUUUCUGGGAGCUUGGUGAUCCAUGAAAACAACAACAACCCUUGUUUGGAGAAAGAGAUCAUCACUUGCCUCAGAACACAAGUUGAGGGUCUUCAAAUGAGGGAAUUGGCCUUGCGUUUGCAAUUUGAGUUGUACUGUGAAAUGAAGGAGCAAGAGUCUCUUCUUGCUGAAGUGAAGAACAAGUUGUCUUUGGAGAAUGAUCGUGUUGAGAUCUUGAGUAAAGAGAUUUCGUCCAUAGAGACCGAGACCAUGAGGUUGGAGAGUUUUGUGGUGCAAUACACGAUGGUUGUUGAGCAACUUGAGUAUUGGAAAUCGCAGAAUAGGGUGCUACAAAGGAGGGUGCAGAAGCUGGUUAGGGAAGUGAAGGCCAAAUCAAGGUUGAUAAAGGGUCAGGCUUUGAAGAUCAAAGAGAAAGAAGAAGAAAUAUUGAGAAACAAUGAUGAGUUGCAAACAAGGGUCAGUGUGAUCAACAAGUUAGAGGAUGAAGUGAAAGAGCUACAAAGGGUUUUGGAUCAAUUAGAGGAUGAGAAGAAUGAGGUUUUGAAGAAGCUUGAAACAGCAGAAGAAUAUGCAUCUCCGUUACACAAGGAAAAAAUUCAUAGAAAGCCUUUGAAAUAUUACUUGGAGGUUGAAUCAGGUGGUGUGAGUAAGGAGGAUUACAACAAGGUUCUCAAUGAAUUGGAAGAGGUCAAGAAGGAACGUGCAAAUGAAGUUGAAGAGUUGGUUCAUUUGAGGAGUAUCAAUGCUUGCUUAAGGGAGGAGUUAGUGAGGUACUAUGAGGAACAUCAAGAGCAUGUUGAGGUGGAAUUUGAAGGAAGCUUAGGAGUUGUGCAGAGUGAGUCAGAGCAUGAAUUGCAUCAUUCCCUUUUGGAGCAUCACACUGGUUCAGCUCAUGGUGAUUCCAAAAGGAGAAAGUUGCUCAAGAGGCUAAAGAGGUGGGUUGAAGGAGGUGAAAAGGUAAGAGUGAAGCCUGAAAUUAAGGGCAUUGAUGAAGGGCAUCCUGUUUCCGAUGGAUCAAACAAACAUGUAGUUCUUGCAAAUUCAAGGUUCUGCUCUAGUGCUUGAAUCAAAAUGCCACACCAAAUCGUCGCCAGCAAAAUGUCAAUAUUAGACCAUGCUGAUAAAUGAUAAUAAAACAAAACAUGGAUGCAGUCUCAAGUAUUUUUUAAGUUGUUUUUCAAUCAAAAUUCUAAGAUUGAAAAAUAACCUAAAAAAUACUAAAAGAACUGUAUCCAAGUUUUUUUAUAGCUAAUGAUACUAGGCAAUAAAGAAACUUGGAUGUUGGUAUAGAAGCAGUGACACUGCAGUUGCUGAAAAAUAAAUGGUGAUGCCAUUAUUUCAAAAUAAUUUGUACAAUUCUGCAAGGCAUGGAGACUUUAUUAAAUAAUGAGUCGUUUUCUUUAAUUA
Messenger RNA from Cajanus cajan (pigeon pea), 1989 nucleotides. RefSeq names its product protein CHUP1, chloroplastic. The record is from RefSeq and is a predicted model, not a curated record. Gene Ontology annotation, cellular component: cortical microtubule. Gene Ontology annotation, biological process: protein localization to cortical microtubule cytoskeleton. NCBI's taxonomy places the organism in Eukaryota, Viridiplantae, Streptophyta, Magnoliopsida, Fabales, Fabaceae.